Scylla paramamosain (green mud crab) is the source of this 2255-nucleotide messenger RNA. RefSeq lists its product as uncharacterized. The coding region runs from base 1749 to 2255 and encodes 168 amino acids. The record is from RefSeq and is a predicted model, not a curated record. NCBI's taxonomy places the organism in Eukaryota, Metazoa, Arthropoda, Malacostraca, Decapoda, Portunidae. The transcript has 9 exons.
UGUUGGUUCAAUAUGUUCUCCUGGGAGGAAAGGAAGGGCCAUGAUUUGUCUUAUAAAAUCCUGUGUGGGACGAUGAUAUAGGGAACUGCUAGUCCUAAUGACUGAACCUUCCUCCAGAUGGCUUGGUUCCAGUGAAAUGCACACCCUUGUAAUUUUGCCAUUGGUAAUAGGGUUCUGACAGCCGACCAUAACGCCAUUUCGAAAUCCUUUACAAGCUUCUCCACGUUACACUCCCCAGUUACUUAUAAGGUUGCUUUUAAUACCUUUCGGUAAUCUUUUUUUUCUUUUCCCUGAGGAUUACAGCCGCAUGGUCCAGAGUUAUACCAGUGUCACACGUUCGGUGCUGCCACUGGUCACACCCAUCGCACUGCAGCGCUUGCUGGCGUGGACGGACUUCAGUAGAACAGUAAAUGCAUGGAAAGGAAGCCAUGGUCAGAAUAUGGUCCUAUGCAGGGUCCUGUUCCAAGUAACUUUGCUUCAUAUUAAUUCCAGACCAGUAAUUUUGCAUAUCGAGACCCAUUAGUUAAUGUAAGAGAUUCGCGACAGGUUCAUAUAUCUUCAUCAGAAACAUUUCGUGUAUCGAGCUGUGAUGAGUGAGUAUUUAACCUAAUAGCUUCGAAACAAUUAAGCCAUACGUGAUAUAUAUUAAACUUAGGACUAUCGGAACACCUGAGUUGCGCUCUGCCAACCUGACUGUGGUCCACACUGGGACUGGAUUCAUCGUUCAUCAGAUCGAAGUGAUCGGGCAAACGAUACUCAAAACAUUCGGUAUUUCGGUUCCAUCAAAUGUCGUGGAAUCAUGGAUUGUAAACAAGGCGACGAGUCACGCACACAUAGGGGAGGCCGGUAUGAUUUGGGUCAAAGGUAAAGGAGGCCGGAGUGACCAGGGCCGGAAGAACUAGGGGCCGGAGUGACCUGGGCCGGAAGAACUAGGGGCCAGAGUAACUUGUUUCGCACCUGAGGUGGUGUAAGUUAACAUCUCACCCGAAAACUCUUAUAUAAAUAUUUAUGUGCACAAAAUAACCUUUUUUUUUCAUUGUUUACAAGGUUUACCACCAAGAAAGCAUGGUUUUGUGAUGCAUAAAGUGAAAUAUUGCAUAGAACACCAAAAAUAAAGCAGGAAAAGGCUGAUUUGUCCCACGUGCGCGCUCCUCAUUCCGCCUCGCAGCAACAAACCUAAUCCUCUUGUUUGAGGAGAUGCAGCCUCAGCUGGAGAGAAGGAGAAGGCGUAGCCGGGCAUUACCAACUCACACCCAGGUUUUGCUGUCCCUGAGAUUGUUUGCCAGUGGGUCCUUCCAAAAUGUCAUUGGAAACACUGCAGACCUACGCAAGUGUCAGCAGAGUCUUUGAGUGUGUGUGCACCGAGUUGAGUGAGUGUGUGUGCACCGAGUUGAGUGAUAAGUCGGUGCAGGAAAUCAAGAUGCCUCCAACACACCUUGAUCAAAGGAGAACUGCACAACAGUUCUUCAGGAUCAAAAAUUUCCCAAGGGUUACUGGGGCCAUUGAUGGCACCCACAUUGCCAUCAAGGCCCCAGGUGUGGAUGAGGCCCUUUACUUUAACCAGAAAAGGUAUCACUCCCUCUCAACAUCCAACUUGUUUGUGAUGCGAAUGGAGUGAUCCUCAGCUACUGCUCCAGACUCCCAGGUGCCUGCACUCUUAUGGAGGUAGCUUGCAGUACAGACCCAUCAAGUGUGUGAAAAUAAUUAAUGCUUGCCUGCUCCUACACAACCGCUGCAUCAAGUUCCUGAUGACCUACCACCUCUUGAGGAUGAAGCAGUGCCCCAUGCUGGUGCCGACCCUGCUGUGCUGCAGAGGGGUCUACGUGCUCCAGGCAGAAUUGUGCAGCAAGAAAUCAUACAAAACUUCUUCCAGCAAUGAAAUUGUCAAAGUGCCUGGGACAUGUUUUGUACAGCCAGCCCCUGCUCCUGCUGCACCAUCACCAGCUCGCCCAUGCUCAGAUGAAUCUGCUGUUGGGUUUCCUGCGCUUGAGAGAGAACUUCCAAGUCUGGGUGGCCACCUGCAAUACAAAGUGUCAGGGCCUCUAGAAGGACCAGAGCCUUCCACCAGCAGUAGUGUUGGACCCAUCCAACCCUCUUCUCAUGGUGUUGCUGGCUCUGCAGGGGCCUCUGGAUUUGACAAUCCUGUGUCAUCUUCACUGGAUGACAUUCAAAUCAUCCAUGUUACAGAUGACUACAUGCAAUGCAGAAAGGUCCAAGGAGCAAAUGAGGUAAAGGGACACAACAUGAUAGCAUGA